Theobroma cacao (cacao) is the source of this 713-nucleotide messenger RNA. RefSeq names its product chaperone protein dnaJ-like protein. NCBI's taxonomy places the organism in Eukaryota, Viridiplantae, Streptophyta, Magnoliopsida, Malvales, Malvaceae. The record is from RefSeq and is a predicted model, not a curated record.
UAUUGCUGACACAGAUCGAAAAUUUUAUGCCACUUGCCUCUUGCCCUCCACUCUGCAUAUUAUCCAAAAAUAAAAUAAUGGCGAAUUGCAUGACGAUACCGCCCUCGAUGCUCAAUCUGGUAAGAACUAUCGUUAUGCCAAUGCCAGCAGCUGCAGGGGCAGUAGGUUCAGGGACCAGGCGUUUCUUCAAACCCCUGUAUUGUGCACCUCACCAGCAACUGCAACCAGAGGUUGAUGGAGGGAUCAUGUGUGAACCUUGCAAUGGUAAAGGAUGGUUGCUCUGUGAUUUCUGUAAAGGACAAAAAACCAAUGUCAAAGCCGAUAACAAGCGGAUCUACCGUCGAUGCCCAUCUUGUAGAGCUAUUGGUUAUCUUCUGUGUUCAAAAUGCAAAGUCUUCAAGUGUGUCACCUUCCCAAACAGUAGUGACGGUGAAGAGUUGACCUUCUGAGCACACCUUGCUGGUUUAUUCAUCAAAGAUUCAACUAGUGUGCUUGUGGAGUUGUUCUUGGAGGAGUUUGAUGUCAGUUUUCUUCUUGUCCUCCUUUGUAUUUUUCUUAAACUCUCAAGAAGAAACGAGGCAUCUACUAAUGUCUAAUGUGCAUAUCAUGAGCUGUGAAAUUUGUUGGAUGGGUGACUGUUGACUUGCUGUAUAUCAUUGUUGAUAAAAAUGAAGUGAGUACAAUAAAAGAGUCAAUUUGGUUCUUCCUUGCAA